AAUUUUGACCAAUAAAAUGAUCCCUUGCCAACAACCACCAACUCUUCUUAAUUUUCUUUAUAGCUGCUGAAAAAUCCUUGGGACAGAAAAAGAAAACAAAUCUCUGUCCCCUAUGAAAUGGUAAUAAAUCUCCUUUUCAAAUAUAUGAAGCCAUGAGAAUCCCACACUGCUGUCUAUACUCCUAAGAGAGCAAGUAAAUGCAAGUAGGAAAUUAGAGUGAUCACCAGUUCCUUGAACUCCUUUAGAUCUCCUCAAAGCUCACUCCUUUCUCCAGUUUCCACUGACUUUGGGCUACCGAGAUGAUGUUGGCGAAGUCAACUCCUGUAAACCCAUCAAAGACAUCAUCUUUGGCCACCUCCAUCCACCCUCAGCUCUGCAAUGGCGGAACCCGGCGGGCCCACCAGGUGGAGCUCCGCCGCCGGCGACCCACGGUCCAGGCCGUGCUCAGCCGGGACGGCAAGAGUGUCAGCCCGCUACCCUCGCAGUCUGUGGCCCCCGGCGGACCCCAGAGGCCUCCGUCGCCGGCCGAAGCGAUUGACGUGAGGGUGGUGCUCACCGUGAGGAACAAGCUGAAAGAGAAGCUGGUGGACAAGAUCGAGAACCGAUGGGAGUACUUCAUCAAUGGGAUCGGGCAGGGGAUCGUGGUCCAGCUCGUUAGCGAGGAGAUCGAUCCCGCCACUAAAUCAGGGAAGAGAAGUGCAGAGGCUGCUGUUAGGGGUUGGUUGCCAAAACCAUCAAAUCACCCGUCUAUUUUUGAGUAUGCUGCCAACCUCACUGUUCAGCCUGGUUUUGGCCGUCCUGGGGCCAUUAUCAUCACAAAUCGACAAAACAAGGAGUUCUACCUUAUGGAGAUUGUGGUUCAUAGUGGUGCUGAUGGCACUAUUUUAUUCCCCGCAAAUUCAUGGAUCCAUUCUUGCAACGUUAACCCACAAAGCAGAGUUAUAUUCAGCAAUCGGGCAUACUUACCCUUGCAAACUCCAGCUGGUCUCAAAGACCUUCGCCAGGAUGUCUUGGUAAGCCGUUGUGGUAAUGGGAAAGGCGAGCGGAAGAAAUUUGAUGUGAUAUAUGAUUAUGCCCCUUAUAAUGACCUGGGUAAUCCUGAUAAGGAUGUGGAUCUAGCUAGACCAGUGCUGGGUGGUGAGGAGAGGCCAUAUCCAAGACGAUGUCGUACUGGCAGACCACCGAUGAAAUCAGAUCCUGGUGCAGAGAGUAGGGUGGAGAAGCCCCAUCCUGUAUAUGUUCCCAGGGAUGAAACCUUCGAGGAAGUCAAGCAAAGCACAUUUUCCUCUGGAGCUCUUAAAGCAUUGUUUCACAAUCUCAUACCAGCUUUGAGGGCUGCACUCUCAAGUUCAGACACCCACUUUGGGUGCUUUUCUGACAUUGACAGGCUAUACAAAGAUGGGGUGCUAUUGAAGCAUGAGGUACAUGAAAUUACUGAGGGGCUGAUGCUUCCUUCGAUGCUGAAAGGUUUAGUGAACAUGGGUGAAAGGCUGAUGAAAUACGACCUCCCAUCAAUUAUAUCAAGAGACAGGUUUUCUUGGCUGCGUGACAAUGAGUUUGCCCGCCAGACACUUGCUGGUGUCAAUCCUGUAGAUAUCCAAAGAUUGAGAGAGUUUCCAAUUCUCAGCAAGUUGGAUCCUGCAGUUUAUGGCUCUCCAGAAUCCGCAAUAACUAAGGAAUGCUUAGAGCAUGAAUUAAAUGGAAUGAGCCUUGAAGAGGCAAUUGAAAAUCAUAGACUGUUUAUGCUUGACUAUCAUGACCUCCUUUUACCUUACGUAAAAAAGAUCAACUCCUUGAAAGGAAGGAAAACUUAUGCUUCAAGGACAAUUUUCUUUCACACCCGUAAUGGCAUCCUUAGACCAAUUGCCAUUGAACUUAGUUUGCCACCUACCCCUUCUAGUCCUUCAUGGAAAAGGGUCUACACUCAUGGACACGAUGCAACAACAAGCUGGAUUUGGAAACUGGCCAAAGCUCAUGUUUGUGCAAAUGAUGCCGGUGUUCAUCAAUUAGUUAAUCAUUGGUUAAGAACUCAUGCUUGCAUGGAACCAUACAUCAUUGCUACUCAUAGACAGCUUAGUCCAAUGCACCCAAUUUUCAAGCUGCUGCAUCCACAUAUGCGAUACACAAUGGAAAUAAAUGCACUGGCACGCCAAAGCUUGAUUAAUGGAGGCGGCAUUAUUGAGAGUUGUUUUAGCCCUGGAAAGUACUCAAUGGAGCUGAGUUCAGUUGCAUACAAAAAUCUGUGGCAAUUUGAUUUGGAAGCUCUGCCAGCUGACCUCAUCCGGAGGGGUAUGGCAGUGGAGGAUCCUUCGAUGCCUUGUGGAGUAAAACUUGUUUUAGAGGACUACCCUUAUGCUGCAGAUAGUCUUCUUGUAUGGUCAGCCAUAGAAGAGUGGGUCCGGGAUUAUGUUACUCAUUUCUAUGCUGAUGCCAAUAAUGUAGCCUCUGAUGUUGAGCUCCAGGCUUGGUGGGAUGAGAUAAAGAACAAAGGACACCCGGACAAGAGAAAUGAACCAUGGUGGCCUAGCCUAAACACCAAGGAGGACUUGAUCAAUAUACUGACAACUAUGAUAUGGACUGCAUCUGGACAACAUGCUGCCAUAAACUUCGGCCAGUACCCCUUCGGAGGAUAUAUGCCGAAUCGCCCAACAUUGAUGAAGAAGCUCAUUCCCCAGGAAGACGAGCCUGAGUAUGAGAACUUCCUACUAAAUCCUCAACACACAUUCCUGUCUUCUGUACCAUCUCAACUUCAAGCUACACAAAUAAUGGCUGUUCAAGACACCUUAUCGACACACUCUCCUGAUGAGGAGUACCUUGGCCAGUUGCAUGAGUCGCAUGCUCAUUGGAUCGAUGACUGGCAUAUCUUGAACUCGUAUGAGAAGUUCUCUGCAAGAUUGGAAGAAAUAGAGCAGAUAAUCAAUAAGAGAAACAAAAACUUCCAUCUCAAGAACAGGAGUGGAGCAGGUGUUCCUCCGUAUGAACUUCUUCUUCCCUCCUCAGGCCCAGGAGUCACAGGGCGCGGGAUUCCAAAUAGCAUAUCAAUAUAAGCAUGGCUUGGUUUGAAUUCUUGAGCAAGUGUAUGUUGGAACACCUGGAUCAUUCAUUUAGAGUAUUAUCUGAGGCUAUUAACCUUAUAUGUAACUGGAGUUUCUCAUUUCUGUAUGCAUUCACUGUGCUCUUUUGUCAAUAUCAGUGAACUUGAAACAAGUAUAGGUGAAGUCUCUUGGUGCUGA
Messenger RNA from Elaeis guineensis (African oil palm), 3233 nucleotides. Its product is annotated as lipoxygenase 6, chloroplastic. The record is from RefSeq and is a predicted model, not a curated record. Gene Ontology annotation, molecular function: protein binding; metal ion binding; oxidoreductase activity, acting on single donors with incorporation of molecular oxygen, incorporation of two atoms of oxygen. NCBI's taxonomy places the organism in Eukaryota, Viridiplantae, Streptophyta, Magnoliopsida, Arecales, Arecaceae. Gene Ontology annotation, biological process: lipid oxidation.